CAUCGCUCAGUACGUCGUUUGUCACGAAACGCGAAUUUGAUCGUCCGUCGUCAGUUAGGCUGCGUUGAUCGCCGGGCUCCAUCACAGUGGACAACUUUUUUCGCGCAUCUUGUGCUCAGUGUUUAAGGCCCGCCAAGUCUGUGAGCUGGUUCGCGAAUCGCCAACCUAACCGUCAAUCAUAACAAACGGCCCCGAGUAGGGGAAGUUCGCUUCGUGCGACGAAAGAAAGACUUCUGCAAAGUGGGUAAAUUACCAGCUAUCCAUCCAUCCAUCCAUCCGAAAGGGGGCUUGGAACCAAAACCCAGCGACCACUUUCAUUUUCGUUCGACCAGUUGCCGCGUGCGGAGUAGCGAUCCCGCUGCUCAGGAAACCAAAUACUACACGCGAUCGCCAAGUCACAGUGACGUUCGUCCUCUGUUCGAGCGCUAAAUCAGUGAAAUUUCGAUAAUUUUUCGGCAAGACGAAGUGUGUGUUGCAGAGAGUCCCAAGCGCGCAGUGAGAGGAUAAAGUUCGCGAAAAAGUGUUACGCUUCAAGGUUUUUUUUUCUGUUCAUCGCGAAAGUAUCCUCGUCAUCGCACACCACUGCACCCGGAACAACGUUAGUGUUGACUUAACUCGCGAAGGAAGUGCUGCAAACCAAUUCUGUCACCAUCUGUAAUUAAUCAUUCUCCAUUGUUUACUACUGCUGCUGAAACUGCUGCGAGCUUUGUCUACCAGUUACCAAGCCAGGAGAACGUUCCUGAGUAGCGGUAAUAGGAUUACUUCCUUCUGGUAGAAGGUACAAACUAGGACACGAGCAGCCAAGCACCACCCAAACGAUCCGGUGCGAAAAGCGGAUACAGCGACAAAAUGAAGAUAACUCUCUUACUACUUGUCGCCCUUCCCCUGUUGGUGCUCUCAACGCCAAUCGAUUCCUCAAGUAAUGCCUCCGUGGAAGACAUCGAUAGAUCCGAUGGCACGAGAGCCAAACGUUCCGGUUUAAGUCUUGUUUCCGGUCUCAAAAGCACACUGCUAUCGGGAAUAGGACGAGCGUCGGCCUCGCUAGCAGCUAGCAGCGCCGGAACGGCCUCCUCUAGCAUUGCAAUGCACUCUUCGAGCGGAGGCUCCAGUGGUGGACACUCGUACGAGAAACCGCACUCCUACGAUAGUUCGCACUCCUACGAUAGUCCGCACUCGUACGAGAAGCCUCACGACGAUUCUCACUUCGAUGGCUGGGGCUUGAAAAAGUCAAUCCUCAACACGCUGUUCCAGGCGGUGAAGGCCAUCACCGGUGGCGUAACGAUCCUGAAGGGUCAACUAAUCAAGGGUUCGGGCUACGCGGUCAGCGGUGUCGGCAAGUUGAUCGCUGCCGGUGGCGAUUCCGUUUCGAACGUUGGCAAAAAGAUUACAACAUCGGCCCACCUGGUACCGGCUUCCCAUUCCGCGGCAGUGCAUCCAUUCGCCAAAUUGAGUGGCGCGCUGUCGUCUGGUUCUGCCGGUUUGAUCUCCGGCGCGUCGUCAUCCUCGUCGGGCAAGUCAUCGUCGUCUGGACACCACACUGGACCAUCAAGUGAAAGUUUUACUAGCUAUGACGCUCCUUCCAAUUACGGCCACGACUCGCACAGUCACGUAAGUGCCCCUUCAAGUGCUGCUUAUAUUCCACCGAAACAAACGAUUCACUACAAAUCGCCGUUGACCUCCUACGGAACAGAGAUUGAAGCAUACCCAUCAGCACCACACUAUCUGCCGCCUAGUAAGGCCAAUGUCGUGGAAGCGUCGGAUGUGUUGCGGCAAAUUCUGAAUAAAAAAGCUCCCCAGUUGGGCCACAGCUACAGCAGUUACCAGCAGUCGACGGGACCAGUCAAGUACGAGAAGAAGAUCGUAACCCAACAUGCUAUCCCUGCCGAAUCCUAUCCUCCACCAUUCAAGCCACUGAACACCAACAAUUACCUGCCCCCGCUGUAUGGCAUUCCCCACGGUCCUGUCGAGUCCGUCACCCAUUCCCAGUCGAUUACCACCUCCUUUGGCGCUCCCUACAACUCACCCCACGUGGAAGAAGUUGAACAGCCCCAGUACCCACCUUCCUACGAUAUCUACCAUUCCAUGAGCGUCAAAAUGGCCGGUAAGAAUGAAAAACUCGUUCACCAAUCACACUCCAACUAUCCCGACCCCAGGUCAAAGAAACCCUACGGUAGCGCCUCGACCCACCCACAUACCCAUUCCGUGUCUCCUUAUCUUUCCCCUCCCAAGCCGACAGCACUGACUUACGACCAAAAGCACCUUCAGCACGUGGACGACGAAGAAAUCCAUCAACAACAACUCCACGACUUGAGCUCAAAGUACGGACCCGCUAUUGAGGUGCAAAAAUCACUGACAUACGAACUUAGCGACCAAGUCGACGUCUCCAACCUGGCAGCUUCCAUCCACGACUUGAGUCGGCGACGAUCAGACAAUAGCAAACAGCUCAAACGAAGUGACAAACCAUCGGACAGCAGUAACGGUGACCGCGACCCCAAGACAGCCACCACCAAGACGUAAUGACUGGACCGAGUACUGUGUAUUACGAUCAAGGGGGUACUCCCAAGUUGGGCGCCAAAAAUUCAGAUAACGAUAACUAUGCCAAAAUUGUCGUAGCUUAAGUCAUCCCAACUGCUGCCAACCAGUGUGAGCAAACGAAAAAUACGUCAAUCAAUUCAGGAAAAGAGAUUUCAUACCCAUCCAAAACAGAAAUCGCAGAAAUACUCACCACUUCUUAAAAACAUAUCGCUACAAUUUGAAACUGCUCAAUCGAUAGGCUAUGGUAAUAUUUACCGUUUGUUAGUAUAUUCAUAAUCAUUUUGUUGUUUGACAUGCAAUCAUCAAUAGGAGAUUUAAUUCUGCCAGUAAGUAAACGAAAAUUUGACAAAAGAAAGUAUUUGGACUGAAAAGCGAACAUUUCUCUCUACUCCCAUAUGGGACGCCAACAACGGUGCGUCUGUCGUUGUUCGGCGCACUGGAAGUAGAGUUAAGUGAUAGAUGAUGAAAUUUCUUUCAAUUUUACAUGACUUUUAAAUUAGUGAAUGGAUUGGAACGUGUAGAGUUUGUAUAGGUUUAGCUAUUUAAUUAUUCCGUUUAGGUGUAAGCUAGAUGUUUUCCUUUUACUUUCAUUCCAUUGUUAACCAUUUGAUGGUUUUAGAGGUGCUACAAAUGUAGGUAGUCAAACCAGUGUUAGAUGUUUUCCUUUCUGUAUUUAUUGUCUUUUGAUGUUGAGCCUAUGUUUGGUACCAUCUAAUAAAUAAAUAGGAAUGAUUAAAUAAACUA
Molecule: messenger RNA, 3279 nt
Organism: Armigeres subalbatus
Lineage: Eukaryota; Metazoa; Arthropoda; Insecta; Diptera; Culicidae
Exons: 8
Coding region: 850-2517 (555 amino acids)
Source: RefSeq, a predicted model, not a curated record